This is a messenger RNA of Paecilomyces variotii, 1717 nucleotides long. RefSeq lists its product as hypothetical. The record is from RefSeq and is a predicted model, not a curated record. Lineage: Eukaryota; Fungi; Ascomycota; Eurotiomycetes; Eurotiales; Thermoascaceae. Gene Ontology annotation, molecular function: protein binding. The transcript has 3 exons. The coding region runs from base 133 to 1587 and encodes 484 amino acids.
AAGCUGAAAGGAAACCUCCUUUCUUUCUCAGGCUGGUAUUAGCCUGGCGUGUUUACAACAGCCGGCAUUCGCCGAUGAAAACGGCUGCUGCUCUUACGAGCCUCAAUAAUCCGUACAUAGGUCAAUGGCACUAUGGAAAAGACAUUCAUCACCAUCCAUGACUUGACGCAAGACGCACGCAUCCGAUAUGCUUCAGAUACUAUAGAAGACAUUCUGGGGUAUCAACCUCAGGAGGUGGUGAACAAGUCCUGUUGGGACUAUCUUCAUCCAGAUGAGAUUCCCUUUGCAAGAACAGUCCAUGGGCGCGGAGUGAAGCUUGACAAGGCCGCAGUUCUCAAGUACUGCCAGGUGAAGCAUAGGAAUGGCUCCUGGGUCGGGUGUGAAUGUGUCUUUACCGUCGUAUAUGAUGUGCUUGUUGCAAGCAUAAGUAUAUACCGAAGAGGUAGUCGCAGUGAAAAAAGGGCGGCCGAUGCUCCUGUCGUCCGGAGCUUGUUUACGUCCUCGCCGCGAGAUCCUCGCUACCACAUGCUGACUUGUAUGUCGAGCCGAUUUUCUCAACAACCGAGAAAUCUUCCUCAUGAGCCACGAGCCGCUCUGUUCCUUAAUCGGUUCACGAGGACAUCUACCAUUAUGUUCGCAACAAAUGGUGUCACGGAAAUCUUGGGAGUGACGCCCCAACAGCUUGUCUCCAAAAGCUUCUAUUAUUGUAUUCAGGAACGUUGCCUCCGCGACGCAGUCUGUUGCAUUGAGAGCGCUAAAACGAAUGAUUCUAUAGCCUAUCUCCGGUUCUGGUACCGGAACCCACUCCAAGGUGAUGGACCUUCGGGUGAAGAUGAAGAUGUGCAAAUGACCGAGGCAAAUGAUGCGCACGGAAACGGUAGUGAGCCAGGUACAGACGGCCUCCCCUCUUCAGGCACAGGAGCUGCGACCGAUCCGGCCAGACGAGAUAGGAUUGCAAGCGCACGACUCCAAAUCGAAGUCGAAGCUGUUGUUUCUUGCUCCUCUGACGGGCUCGUGGUUGUGCUCCGCCGGGCCCGUCCUCCGAUCCCGCUCAAUAUCAACCAAACGCCGGACAGGCGAGUCUACGCCAAUGGGCUUUUUGCAUCCCCAUGGGCUGCUGACCCAAUAUUCUCACACUCUGAUAGUACUGAUGUAGUAGGCGCCAGUGGUGGUCCUGGAACAGUUGCCGCUGUGCCCACAACCUCCAGUAGCAGCUGUUCGCACUCACAGCUCCUGUUCGAUACCAUUCGCGAUGUGGCUGUCUUCGCAUGGGGUAUAAUUGGGAUCAACGGUUCACUAGAGAAGUAUAAACGAGGAACUCCAACGGGCGAAUCCCAACCACCAGGCGGCCCACAAGUUUUUCCUCAACGCUCGAGCUCAAGUCGGAGGCUGGCGGGCGAUAUGGGAACGAACAGUUUCGGGGAGGACAACAGGAGUAACAGCGGAUGUUCAACUUAUCAUCAAAAUCCCCCUAGAGAGGCCAGCUCCUGUCGACGUGCACCUUCAGAUGAACCACAUGAGACUGGAGUGAGAGAGCGUUGUGAUCCUGCACCUCCGUGGGAAGGCGCAGGUAGUCCAGGGCCAUGAAGAUUGCUUUUCGCAGUACAUUGUGUAAUGAAGCUUUAUGUAUGUAGAUCUAUCAGAGAUACCAAAAUGUUCGUGUGUUUUGACGUCAUAUGAUCCCUUUUUCCCCAAACCAUCCAGUCAAUCGUCUAUA